Messenger RNA from Vidua macroura (Pin-tailed whydah), 3736 nucleotides. Its product is annotated as guanylin-like. Gene Ontology annotation, cellular component: extracellular region. NCBI's taxonomy places the organism in Eukaryota, Metazoa, Chordata, Aves, Passeriformes, Viduidae. The transcript has 3 exons. Bases 2562 to 2891 code for a protein of 109 amino acids. Gene Ontology annotation, molecular function: guanylate cyclase activator activity. The record is from RefSeq and is a predicted model, not a curated record.
GGCAACACACGGGGUAGUGGUGAAGGGCUUAGAUGGAGCUCAGAGACAAAGGGGUAUCCCUCAGGAUCUCUACUGGGACCAGUGCUUUCAAUGUCUCCAUCAACGACACAGACAGUGGGGUCGAGGGCAUCCUCAGCACACUGGCAGAUGACCCUGAGCUGAGCAGUGCAAGUGUGAGACACCUGGGAGACAGGAUGCAAUUCAGGGGCACCUGGACAAGUUCCAGAAGUAGGCCCAUGGGAGCCUCAGGAGGACCAAGGCGGCCAAAUACAAGGUCCUGAACAUGGGCUGUGGUAAUUUCAGUAUCAGUCCAGAAGUGAGCUUGUCCCGCUCUUCUCUUUCUGCUCCCAAGUCUUGCUAUCAAGCCCUUCACUCCCAGCCUGUAUUGAGACUGGGGGUUUUCCCAGCUCAUGUGUAGGACCUCCUGAGAUUCCCAUGGACCCACUUCUCAAGCGUGGCCAGGUCCUCCAGGAUGGCCCCAUCCUUUAGGUGUGUCACCAGUCCUGCUCAGCUUCCUGCCACCUGCCAAGGGGCUGAGGGUGUGCUCCACCUCACCGUGCCCUUGCUAAGGUGUCAAGGAGCACUGGUCCAAGGCAGGGCCUGAGGUACACCACGCCUCACUGGACACAGAACCACUGACUACAGCUCUGUCUGUGUCUGUUGGUUCAGUGUUCCUGUGACACCUCUCCAAAUCUGCCUCUUUGGGUUCUCUCCAAGGGUGGAUUUCAUAAUCUUGUUUAGUUUCAAUCUUACCAAUUCUCUGGUUCCCUCAAUGUCUCUUUAAUCUGUUGUUCAGUUUCCACCAAGCUGUACUCAGGACUUAACAGGUUGAAGAUAAACCAGGUUUUGGAGAAGAAAAUGGUUGUGAAAAUUCCCAAGCAUGUGGGAAAUGAAAUGUUCUCAGAGGAGAUUUUUGCUCUGCCCUUUGCUGUUCCACCCUUGACCCACAUUAAAGUAAUUAAGGGCAGAGGCCUGAGCUGCUGUGGGGUUGCAAAUGCUGUUGGCUGCUAGCCACAGCAGCAGAAAGCAGAGAAAUCAUUACAGGAGAGGAAACAGACUUGUUUUGUUGGAAUAAAGAUCAUUCCAGGGCUUCAGAUUUUGUGUAUGAGGCUGGUGGAGAGGAGAGAAGCAAAGUCUGUCAGCUCACACUCUGCACUGCCAGCUCAGCUUCAACUCUACAGUAAUUUUUGGGUUAUACUGAAUCAGAAAAGUCCCAUUCCCUCCCUCCAAGCCCCCUGACUAGGGACAUGGCUGCUUUGGAUUCUGGAAUUUUACUCCAAGCAGAGAGAUGAUUUUCACUGCAACUUGAACAAUAAUUUGGGUUACAGCAAGAACUGGAGCCUUUGGGGCAUAAAACACUGCUGAGUUUUGAGGAAGGUGCUUAGUGGGUGACUGUUGCCCUCUUCUGGGGGAUCAGGAAUGCUGUUCUCCUGGUGUCUGUGUUAAUCCAAACCCACAAAAUUCCAGAAAUCAUUUACAGAUUUGAGGACCUGAGCUUGAUGUCAGAACCGAGCUGGGGCACGUUGAUCCUUCUCCAUCUGUGUGACAUCCAUGUGUGUUUCCAUAUAAGCAAGGAAGUCAUGGAGAAAUGGAUUUGAUUCCUGGCAGCUUUUGCCAUUAAUGACACCCCCCGUGCCUUUCAACACACGCCUUUUAAUUAGGGGCUGCAAAGAGCAGAGAUGACAUUUCAUAGCUGGGCAUGUGCAGGUGCAGCCUAGGGUUCUCUGCCUUGGUCCUUAGCUCUCUCCAAAGCCCUGACAGGAGUGGGAUCACAAGGGACAGGACCAGGGGAAAGGGCCUCAAGCUGUGCCAGUGGAGCUUUAGGUUGGAUGUUGGGAACAUCUCUUUGUGCAAAGGGUGGUCAGGCACUGAAAGGGGCUGCCCAGGCCAGUGGUGAAGUCACUGUCCCUGGAAAUGUUCAAAAAAGGUGUGGAUGUGGCAUCUGGGGACAAGGUUAAUGGUGAACAGCCUACCACCAGAUCCUGGGUUGAUGGUUGGACUCAAUGAUCUUAGAGGGCUUCUCCAACUUUAACAAUUCCAUGAUUAUGUGAUUACACUCCACGUUCCUGGGACUCCCAGAAUAAGCAACUGUCUGGGACAGUUUUGGUUUUUUUUUUCUAUCUUCUUCCAAACUUCUUUUUUUACUUCCAGUUCUGCAGGAAGUGGCCAGAAUUAUGGGGACUUUCAGGUGUUGCCUGAGCUCAGUCUCCACCAUUUAUUUAUUGCAGUUUGGAGCAUUUUGCCCGCCUGUGUCACAGCCAGUGUCUCAAAGUGGGAGCAGUCAUAAAUCCCAGGAUCUGCCUGGGUGUGACUGGCCAGCUGUACUACUGAGCAGAUAAGUGAGAGUCCCCUCAGGGUUUAUGAUAUGUCAAUAGAAAGUCUGGAUUAAUGGAUUACCAGCAUUAUGCUGUAUGAAGUCUUUAUAAAGCUCUGACUGCUGGGCAGUCUGAGACCUCAGGAGAAGAGGGAAAGUCUGAGAGACACAAAAAAGGCAGAGAAAGGCCAAAGGCAGAGGAAAUAAGAUCUGUCCAGGUCAGGAGAGGCUUGGCUUUGCAGGCACUAUGAAAAGCUUUCUUUCCUGGACAGUCCUGGCAGUCCUUGUCCUGGUGCACAUCUCCCAGGCAGUCUAUGUUCAGGAUGGAGACUUGAGAUUCCCCCUGGAGUCCGUGAAGAAGCUGAAGGAGCUCAUGGAUGGCAACAGACGCAUCAACCCUCGCAUGAUGAUUCCCAUGGCCAGCUAUUCCCCCUGCCAAGAAAAACACCUCCCUGAGGAAUUCCGGCCUGUGUGCAAGAGGGAAGAUGCACUCAUGAUUUUUAGGAGGCUGAGCCUGGCUGCUGAGGAUGACCUCUGUGAGAUCUGUGCCAAUGCUGCCUGCGCCGGCUGCUUCUGAGAAGGUGGGAAAACCCACAAAAGACACGUCCAGCUGGGAAGUUUGUGCAUUCCUGUGGCAAGAUCAUGUACUUUCACCAAUCAAUAUUCCUGGGCUUCAUCUCCCACUCCAGCCAAGCUGGAGCUGCCUGCUCGUGAGGACAUCCCUGCAGUCUUGCAGCACCUGGAUCAGGUGCCACCAGCAGAGCAGAUCUGCCAGCACAGAGGCUGGGACUCCUCUGAGAGGUUCCAGUGCUGCAGGAGUUGGGUGUCACUGGAAUGGAAAUGCCCUGGGUUUCAUUUCCCACUAUUUUGCCUGGAUUUGAACAAGCUGUGUGAAACUCAGCAUCCCCUGCAGCCUUUUUAAUGGCUGAUAUCUAAUAUUUAAUGUCCAAUAAGUAGUAUCUAAUCAUUAAUAUCUGCCUGUGAUUUGGCCUCCCCUACACACAACAUCACUGGGUUAUUCCCUUUCCCAGUCCCUCCUUCCCAGUGUGUUGGAUCCCUUUCCCUUCCACCUGUCUGCAGGUGACACCUCUGAGUUUGUAGCAGAACUGCAAUAAGUAACUCGAGCUGAAUUCCUGGUGUUUAGGAACACUCUGACAGCCAGAAAUCAGCCUGUUCCUUGUACUGAUUGCUGUUGAUUUAGGGAAUGGGUGUAGAGCAGCACAGGAACACUUCUUCACUGGCUGGAAUAUCAAGGUUCUUUAAACUCUCUUUGAGAGAAAGGAAUUCCAAAGUGCAGUGCUAGAAUCACACUGAAAUGAAAGCAUUGCCUGUUGUUUUAUUUAUUGGUGGCAAGAUUGUGAAGAAAUUAUCUGUCCAUGUUUAUAUGCUGUAUAGACAAUAAAAAACUAGUAAUAAUUUGGA